This is a messenger RNA of Balearica regulorum gibbericeps (East African grey crowned-crane), 979 nucleotides long. The record is from RefSeq and is a predicted model, not a curated record. Lineage: Eukaryota; Metazoa; Chordata; Aves; Gruiformes; Gruidae.
AUGCUUUUUGAAAUAGUAACUCUCCUUGUGUUUAAUGGUUUCCACAGAAACAUUAUCUUGAACAACCCGAGGAAGAGAAACGCCCUGUCCCUCUCCAUGCUGCAGUGCCUCAGGGAGGACCUGCUGCACGACGUCAAAAGCAAAGACCUCCGAGUUAUCGUCAUUUCAGCUGAAGGACCUGUGUUUUGUUCCGGCCAUGAUUUAAAGGAAUUGUCAAGUGAAGAUGAUGUGAAGUAUCAUUCCCAAGUAUUUGAAAUAUGUGCAGAGGUUAUGACUUUAAUCCAGAAACUUCCAGUACCAGUGAUUGCCAAAGUAAAUGGCUUGGCUACAGCAGCAGGCUGUCAGCUUGUGGCAAGCUGUGACAUUGCAGUGGCGAGUGAGAAAUCUCAAUUUGCUACUCCUGGAGUAAACAUUGGACUGUUCUGCUCCACACCAGGUGUGGCCUUGGGCAGAUCUCUUCCAAGAAAGGUUGCAUUAGAGAUGCUUUUCACAGGUCAACCUCUUUCUGCUCAAGAAGCAUUAAUGCACGGGCUUGUCAGCAAGGUGGUACCAGAAGACAAGCUGGAAGAAGAGACCAUGAAAAUCUCUCAGAAGAUAUGCGAAAGCAGCAAAUCCAUCCUGGCACUGGGAAAAGCCACCUUUUACAGACAGAUGGCACAGGACCUUGAUACUGCUUACAAAAUGACUACUCAGGUCAUGGUAGACAAUUUGACUUUGAGAGAUGGGCAGGAGGGUAUUGAAGCCUUUAUUCAAAAACGUAAGCCUGUCUGGUCACACUCUCAGGAUGAGAAGAAAUGAAUCUUGUCUCUAAGCUAACCUUAGCUGUGCUUUAUGAUUCUACACGCAGUUGCCUUUGGGAACUAUAUUUUUUUUCUUACCGAAAGUUAAAUUUCUCUUCUUGCAUAUGCCAAAGACACAAUAAAUUUAUUCUAAGUAAAUAAUAAAUGUUGAGAAAAAUAAUACCGAAUGGGUUUUUUCA